AUGUUUUUCGAAAUUAACGCGAAGACGACCGUGGACGAAGAAUCGCAGGCAGGUGCCCCUCGGCCACGUCGGUGUCGAUUUACGGAGAUUACAAAUAUUGAUUGAUGACUUUACCUUCUAGGUGUUUCACACAUUUCAUUUCACAAUUUUCAGAGCAUGGGUGGAAUAUUCUCAAAAAAAGAAAGAACUCCGAAGCCUGCACCUGUUUCUGACCAGGAUAAUGCGAUUUUAGUAGGUUUCUGAAACGAUCCUAAUACAACAUUGGCAAUUUCAGGCUCUGAAAACUCAAAGAGACAAAAUGAAGCAAAUAAUAAAAAGGAAAGAAAACUGCAUGGAUAAAGAGCGACAAAUUGCAAAGCAGUUACUAAAAGACGGGAGAAAAGAGUGAGUCAAAUCAGAAAACUAUAGUAGCAAGUCCAUUUCAGCCGCGCACUUCUGCUUCUCAAAAAGAAGAGAUACCAAGAAAAUAUCAUCGACCAGACACUGAAGCAUCUGAUCAAAAUCGAACAAAUGGUACGACAAUUCGUUUAAAAUAGAACGACAAUCUCGUAUUUCAGGUCCACGAUCUCGAGUUCGCCGAGGUUCAGCAACGUGUCACAGAAGGACUCAGGCAAGGAAACGAGGCACUGAAGAAGAUGAAUUCGUUGUUUGACAUCGACGAAAUCGACAGGAUCAUGGAGGAAACAAAAGAAGCAGCCGAGUACCAAGAGGUGGGUCUUCAGUCUGCUCAACUGAUCGUUCACCUUUCCAUUUAGGAAAUCUCGAACAUGCUGUCUGGCCAACUGUCCAGUGCAGACGUUUCUGACGUAGAGAAGGAACUUGAAGAAUUGUUGGCUGCCGAAGGACAAAAAAUGGCUUUGGAUAUCAAAGAUCAGCUGCCGAAUGCUCCAAGUCACGAGCUUCCAGAGACAGAACGACAGAAAGGUUAAUAUAGAGUGUGAAGUUAAAAUUAUUUUUCUACUUUUCAGAACAAGAGAAGCCGCGCAAGGAGAGAGUGGCACUGGAAGCCUAA
Molecule: messenger RNA, 1012 nt
Organism: Caenorhabditis sp. 36 PRJEB53466
Lineage: Eukaryota; Metazoa; Nematoda; Chromadorea; Rhabditida; Rhabditidae
Source: the annotation of a GenBank genome assembly